CAAGAAAACAAGUUACCAGAAAACGGUUUACUGUCUUUCACAAUUAUAACAAGAUGUCGUCUAUAUGAUCGGCAUGCUGCGAAUUUUCAUCGUUUUUUCUCUCAUACCCUUCCCUUUCAUCGAUGCAGCUUGUACGCAUCUGCCGUCUGGAUCAUGUUUCGUCGACUGUACGCAGAACAUCUAUGCGGUGGUGUGCGAAGACGUUAGCGAUAAUCAGCUGCAAGCCGAUCUCCAGGCUUUUGCCGGUCUGAACACUUCCUUCGCGCUGCAUAUAUGGAACUCGCCGGCCAUCCAACGCCUGGGUGGGGCCAGUUUCUCGGAUGUACAGAGCCUCGUCACAGAGAUCGAACUGCAGAACCUUAGGAAUUUAAGCAUGUUCCCAGAAAUCACCGCGUUAUCGGUGCUGAAGAGCCUGAUUAUCAGCAACGCGCCCAAAAUGGAUUACUUCCCUGUGGAACUGGUCUCGCCAUCUGUUGAGAAAAUCCUUUUUCGUGCCACGGGAAUAGCGGAAUUCUACACCACCGACUCCGGGACGGGCAGCAUCCUUCCAAACCUGCAAGAAUUCCGUGUUCGCGAGCAGAACGUGUCCUUCCUCAACCAGUACUUCACGGCCUUCCCCAAUGUAACCAUCAUCGAAAUGUCCAACUGCCACGUGAAGCUAGGGGAAAUGGACAGCACGGAUUUGCCAUUUGUCACCAUUAAACCGCUGAAGGAGUUCGUGAUAUUUAAUAACACCUUCGAAUCGACCAACUUAAACUUUUACUCCAUCAUCUUCCUGCAUAUCGUCAACAGUCUGACGGUGGACGAGAGCAGUAGUGUGGAGAUCUCCCAGAAUGCAUUUCCCAUAGGCAAAAAGACCCUGGAGAACUUUGGGCGUCUUUCGCCCAUCCGGAGAUUAUCGUUGCGCGGCAGUUACUUUGAGAAUUUUAACACCCUGGAGAAUCUGUUUCUCAAGUUCAACAAUCUGGUAUAUCUUGAUUUAGGACACACGAAUCUUCCCAUCUACAAACUGGGAACGUUUCGCGGGCUGCCCAGCGUGGAAGUGCUGCUUUUAGACGGGAACGGUCUGCAUGAUAUUGAAUCGCGGGAUUUCUUUAACGGCUUUAUACCGCGAAAUCUCUCCGUGCUGGAUGUAUCUGACAACGGUCUGAUCGGACAUAUUUGGGGAUUUGAGCAGUGGGCGGCCAACCUUGAGUGGUAUAAUCUCGCUGGGAAUACCAUCACACAAUCCUUGUUCACCAAUCGUUCGCAAUAUUUUCCGAAAUUGCGCUUUAUGAGUCAGGCUCGCAAUCGACGAACCUAUACGAAGUCAGCCAAUUAUAAGAGCAUGACACAGCUGAACACGAUUGAUUUCGGGUGUAAUGAUUUUCGCAAUAUUACAAAGGAGUACUUUAACGAUCUGCCGGCCUCGCUGAAGGUGUAUAAUUUGUCGUUCUGCGAACGAAAGCAGAGUGACCGGGUCAUGGUGGCGAAAGAUGCUUUUACGGGAUUUCCAGCCAUCAGUGAACUAUACCUGGACAGGGCUUUUUUGAAGCCCAAUUUUUUCGCGAAACUGCAGAGAAUGCCGAAAACCAGUGCGCAAGCACUCCGAGUUCUACAUUUAGCGUAUAAUCGAAUAGCCUUUCUCCACGGAGAGGGCUCCCAUUUCAUCCCGUUCACUGGACUGGAAUAUCUAGACCUCGAAGGCAACCUAAUGCAGUCAACGGGAGCCGCAGCAUUCUCCCCUCUCAAACGCCUUCGUCGGUUGAAUUUAUCUAAGAACGGUUUAUUUUCCAUUGGUCAGGAAGAUUUUAAAGGAUUAGACAGUUUAGAAGAUCUUGACCUAUCCGGUAACAGCCUCACCCUGAUCGCGCCCAAAUCCUUCGACAUGUUGGGAAACCUACGCGGGCUCUUUUUACACGACAACGCCCUGACAAAAAGCUCCGGCCCGGUAGCCGUCAUUACACCCGGUGAAUGUCGUAAACUGACGCAUUUCAGCAUGGCCAACAUCCCCUAUGAUUGCCUGGACACGGAGGUGUUUGUCCGCUUCCCCGGGCUAAAGUGGGUGUACUUAAAUAAUUCGGUUCCGCUGUUUGCCGAUAUGGAUCCGCGGCUGAGUAUGCUGCAGCAGAUGCAGCGGACACCGUUACAUCCCUGGGCAAGACUGCGAAUGUGCGACAGCGGCACAUUCAAUCCACGUUGGAAUAUGGAGACGGCCUUUGUGAAAGUGGUGGUCAAUGAUGUCAGGCAUUCGGUGUAUCAAGAUUUGUAUUUGCUAUUUAAUACGUGCUUUCAACGACACAGUCGGCAAAUACGGAAUAUCGUGGAAAAGUUGUUGUGUUAAUGUGGUAAGAAUAUAAUAAAAUUUAAUUGUCCCCCACAGUUAAUCAACGUUAAUUCACCGCGUUGCAAUAGUCUUUUUAAAGUGCUGAAAAUAUGUGCAUUAACUGUGUACAAUACAGUAAGUAAGCCUUUAUAUGCAUGGAUAAUAAGGCAGACCAUCCAUU
This is a messenger RNA of Paramacrobiotus metropolitanus, 2486 nucleotides long. RefSeq names its product protein artichoke-like. Lineage: Eukaryota; Metazoa; Tardigrada; Eutardigrada; Parachela; Macrobiotidae. Gene Ontology annotation, molecular function: protein binding. Bases 65 to 2323 code for a protein of 752 amino acids. The transcript has 3 exons. Gene Ontology annotation, cellular component: extracellular matrix. The record is from RefSeq and is a predicted model, not a curated record.